UUGUUACUCACUCCGUUAUUACAUCAAUCAAUCAGAAACAAGGUGUCAGCGGUGGGCGAGGUUGACGUCGGCGAUGACCCUGUUCCUCUCCUCCUCUUCCUUGUCCACCGGAGGAUGCACCAACGGAUGGAUGGUCAAGGACCCAAGGCCUCCUCCUCCUCCUCUCCGCCAACAACCAAAACAAACCCCACCCCGUUCCCCUUCUUCUCGCCUCCUCACAUCCUUCUCCCCCAAGGCCGACAUCCACAUCGACAUGGUCAAGGCCAUCAGGAUCCAUGACCUCGGCGGCCCCGAGGUGAUGCAGUGGGAGGAGGUGCAGCUCGGGAACCCCAAGGAAGGGGAGAUCCGCAUCAGGACCACCGCCAUCGGCGUCAACUUCAUCGACGUCUACUUCCGCAAGGGGGUCUACUCCGCGCCGGCCCUCCCCUUCACCCCAGGAAUGGAAGCUGUUGGUGUGGUCACUGCAGUAGGGCCUGGUCUCACUGGCAGAAAAGUUGGGGAUGUUGUUGCAUAUGCUGGCAACCCCAUGGGAUCAUAUUCUGAGGAGCAAAUCCUUCCAGCCAGUGUCGCUGUUACUGUUCCGCCUUCAGUUGAUCAUAAGGCAGCGGCUUCUGUAAUGCUCAAGGGCAUGACUGCACAUGUUUUGGUUCGCCGUGUGUUCCAGGUUGAGAGUGGCCAUACUGUCCUGGUACAUGCUGCUGCUGGAGGAGUUGGCUCACUCCUUUGUCAAUGGGCAAAUGCGCUUGGUGCCACUGUCAUUGGGACUGUUUCAAAUGAAGAGAAAGCUGCGCAGGCAACUCAGGAUGGAUGCCACCAUGUGAUAAUUUACACAAAGGAAGAUGUUGUGACAAGAGUCAAGGAGAUUACAGCUGGAAAUGGUGUAAAUGUGGUCUAUGAUUCUGUUGGGAAGGAUACAUACAAGGCUUCUGUGGAAUGCUUGGCCUCCCGAGGUUUCCUGGUGUCGUUUGGGCAGUCCUCGGGUAUACCUGAUCCAAUUCCGCUGAGUGACCUGGCUUCCAAGUCUUUGUUCGUGACUAGGCCUAGCCUGCUGCAUUACACUGCUACUCGUGAUGAAUUGCUGGAAUCAGCUGGCGAGGUGUUUGCAAAUGUUGCUAACGGGGUGCUGCGCGUCCGUGUGAACCACACGUAUCCGUUGUCUGAAGCUGCUCGUGCUCAUGCAGACCUGGAAGGCAGGAUGACCUCAGGGUCCAUAGUUCUGAUCCCGGAUAGCUAGCUAGACUCUGACUGACACAAGUGGCUGGCGGCUUGAAUGAAUAAAUGGAUACAUUUCUCUGGGUAGGGGAAUGGGAUGAUGAUGUCCAUAGUGCUGAGAGUGAUUACUCUUCUCUUGUUGAACUUGAAGCCUCCCUUAUCAUAAUCAUGGGUUCGUUUGUUGAGAGUUUAUUUUAUGUUGAAGCAAUCUGUCUGUAAAUAGAACAAGUCGUGUCCUUGUUGGUUCAGAGCUCGAGAUGAUGUGCUAAACUAGGAAUAUGAGUCCCUUGUGGUGUUACUGAAUUGAUGAAGUACCGCUGGAUUAAAUAUCUGUGGCUUGCCUGCCAUUUCUCUUUUU
Messenger RNA from Phragmites australis (common reed), 1570 nucleotides. RefSeq lists its product as uncharacterized. The coding region runs from base 74 to 1234 and encodes 386 amino acids. Lineage: Eukaryota; Viridiplantae; Streptophyta; Magnoliopsida; Poales; Poaceae. Gene Ontology annotation, molecular function: quinone reductase (NADPH) activity. The transcript is spliced from 4 exons. Gene Ontology annotation, biological process: cellular response to oxidative stress. The record is from RefSeq and is a predicted model, not a curated record. Gene Ontology annotation, cellular component: cytosol; cytoplasm.